This is a messenger RNA of Linum tenue, 3533 nucleotides long. Lineage: Eukaryota; Viridiplantae; Streptophyta; Magnoliopsida; Malpighiales; Linaceae. The record is from the annotation of a GenBank genome assembly.
AAUUGAGGAAUAAGAAUCACAAAAAAUCAAGGUUAAUAAAAAGGAAGAAGAGAAUGGAUGAAGAGCAUCGCAAGGUCAUACUCACCAUCCGCAGUAGCAGCAACUCUGGGUUUUCUCUCCUUCGCUCGUAAAACCCGUCUCUCCUUAUUGGCGGCAGCUAGGGUUUCUGCCAGUCUCAACUUCGCCAGCUUUUCCACUUCAUCUGCGGCAGUCAUGCCGGGGGAAGACCCGAAACAAGAGCCCCAGUGGCCGGCGGCGAAAGUCAGGGGCACUUUCUUGAAAUUCUUCGAGGAAAAACGCCACAAGAACUGGCCGUCCAGUCCAGUCGUCCCCGUGAACGACCCAACUCUCCUCUUCGCCAAUGCUGGCAUGAAUCAGUUUAAACCCAUCUUCUUGGGGACAGCUGAUCCAAAUACCGACUUGAGCAAGCUAAAACGCGCUUGUAAUACCCAGAAGUGUAUCCGCGCCGGAGGGAAGCAUAAUGAUCUUGACGAUGUGGGGAAGGACACAUACCACCAUACAUUCUUUGAGAUGUUGGGGAAUUGGUCAUUCGGUGAUUAUUUUAAGAAGGAGGCUAUUGAAUGGGCUUGGGAGCUCCUAACCAAGGUGUAUGGACUGCCCGAGGAUCGUAUUUAUGCUACUUAUUUUGGGGGCGAUGAUAAAGCUGGUCUUGCUCCUGAUAAUGAAGCAAGAGACAUGUGGCUCAAAUUGUUGCCACCUGGACGAGUGCUGCCAUUUGGUUGCAAGGACAAUUUUUGGGAGAUGGGUGAUACUGGUCCAUGUGGUCCUUGUACAGAAAUACAUUUUGAUAGGAUUGGUAAUCGGGAUGCAUCAUCAUUGGUGAACAAUGACGAUCCUACAUGCAUUGAGAUAUGGAACCUUGUGUUUAUUCAGUUCAACAGGGAAAGUGAUGGCACCUUAAAACCUCUACCCUCUAAGCAUGUUGAUACCGGAAUGGGUUUCGAGAGGCUUACUUCAAUUCUCCAAAACAAGAUGAGCAAUUAUGAUACUGAUGUUUUUAUGCCCAUCUUUGAUGCCAUUCAGCAGGCAACAGGGGCACGACCUUACUCUGGAAAAGUUGGGGCUGAGGAUGUGGAUGGAGUUGACAUGGCUUACAGGGUUGUUGCUGACCACAUCAGAACUCUCUCUUUUGCCAUUGCUGAUGGUUCUUGUCCAGGUAAUGAGGGACGUGAAUAUGUUCUUAGGCGCAUUCUUCGUCGUGCUGUUCGCUAUGGAAGUGAGAAGCUUAAAGCCCGAGAAGGAUUCUUUAACGGGCUUGUAAAUGUUGUUGUAAGAGUGAUGGGUGAUGUUUUUCAAGAGCUUAAAGAAAAGGAGCAACAUAUCAGGGAAAUAAUAACGGAAGAGGAAGCAAGUUUUGGGAGAACAUUGCUCAAGGGAAUUGAGAGAUUUAAAAAGGAUGCUAAGGAGGUUGAGGAUGCUCAGGGAAAAGUAAUCAGUGGGCAGAAAGCAUUUGUUUUGUGGGACACUUAUGGCUUCCCGCUAGAUUUGACUCAGUUGAUGGCAGAAGAAAGGAAAUUGGGAGUUGAUGUUGAAGGUUUCAAUAAAGCCAUGGAUGAAGCUAGAGAAAGAUCAAGAAGUGCCCAAACUAAGCAAGCUGGUGGUGCUAUUGUCAUGGAUGCUGAUGCUACAUCUAUAUUGCACAAGAAGGGUGUUUCUGCCACAGAUGAUUCCUACAAAUAUAUUUGGUUCCAGGAUCACGAGUCUUCGAUUAAAGCCAUCUACACAGGUUCUGAGUUCUUGGAAAGUGUCACUCUUGGCAAUGAAGUUGGCAUAGUUCUCCAAUCUACUAGUUUCUAUGCUGAACAAGGUGGUCAGAUUUUUGACACUGGGUUACUUGAGGGCUCAUUUGGUUCCUUUGAGGUUCGCAAUGUCCAAAUAUUCGGAGGAUUUAUCCUUCAUAUUGGUUCCCUCACUGGAGGCACAGGAAAAUUCUCAGUCGGUGAGAAGGUUGUCUGUAAGGUUGAUUAUGAGAGACGGAAAAUCAUCGCACCCAACCAUACUUGUACACACAUGUUGAACUUUGCUCUUAGAGAGGUCCUUGGUGAUCACAUUGACCAGAAGGGAUCUAUUGUCCUCCCUGAAAAGUUAAGAUUCGACUUCAGUCAUGGAAAACCAGUGGAUGCUGAGGCUUUAAGAAAAAUUGAGGCAAUUGUGAAUGAACAAAUUAAGGCUGAGUUAGGUGUAUAUGCUAAGGAAGUGAGCCUGGCUGAUGCUAAGCAGAUUAAUGGACUGCGAGCUGUUUUCGGUGAAGUGUAUCCUGACCCUGUUAGAGUGGUUGCAAUCGGUCGUAACGUUGAAGAACUUGUGGCUAACCCAGAUAACAAUGAAUGGCUGUCACUUUCAACAGAGCUCUGUGGAGGAACGCAUAUUACAAACACAAAGGAAGCUAAAGCUUUUGCUCUUCUGUCCGAGGAGGGAAUUGCAAAAGGGAUUAGACGGAUAACUGCAGUUACAACCGACAGUGCUUUUAAAGCAUUGGAAUUAGCAUGCUCGCUUGAGCAAGAAGUUGAGGAAGCAUCCAAAGAAGAUGGCAGUGCACUGGAAAAGAAAGUCGCAUCUCUGAAGAGUCGUGUGGACGCAGCAACUAUUCCUGCAGCCAAGAAAGCUGAUCUUAGGUCCAAGAUAUCUGUGCUUCAGAGCCAAGUGAGAAAGCUACAGAAGAAGAUUGCUGAAGAAAACACACAGAAGGCUGUGCAGGUUGCAACGGAGAUUGCUGAAACUGCUGCAUCAGAAGGCAAAUCAUUUUGCAUCUCGAGAGUCGAUGUAGGCUUGGAUGCAGCUGCAGUUCGUGAGGCCGUGUUAAAAGUCCUGGAUCGGAAGGGAAUCUCAAUCAUGGUUAUCAGCAUUGAUGAAAGCACAAACAAAGCGGUGGUGUGCGCUGGAGUGCCAGAUAAGUCGAACAAGGUGAAGCAGUUGGAGGUUUCUGAAUGGUUGAGCAAUGCCUUGGGUCCUCUGAAUGGAAAGUGUGGAAGAGGAAAAGAUGGUGUUGCCACCGGCCAGGGAAAAGAUGCGUCGAACGUGGAUGAGGCCAUGGAUGUGGCAUCGAAGUUUGCUGAUCUAAAGUUGCGAUGAUGAUGAUGAUGAUGAUGAUGAUAUGGAGCGUGGAACGUUUGACAGUUACAUAGAACCUUAAACGAAUGAACAAAACAAUGGAAAUCGUGUUAGCAGUUUGGCUUGAAUCUGUUUGUUUUUCCUGUUUUCUACUUUUGUCACUGUAGUACCUUUUAUUUUCAACUACUAGGAAGGCACAAGUUUAUAUCUACUUGCAAAUUUCCUGGGAAACAAGCUAGGGGUGGCCACGUUGUUGGUUAAUCUGCACUUUGACAUUUAUCCAUCGUAGAUGGAUAAUUGAUGUCGGUGGUGGGUGGAUUGAUAAAUCUCUUAUAUAUAUGUAUUUAAUCGGGUGGGUGGUGGGUGGAUCGCAGGUCACUUGAAUGGCAUGUACGUAUUUACCUUAUUUUUAUACGUAUAAAAUUUAUUUAUGGUUUAUAAUAUCAAAUAUUUGCUAUGCA